This is a messenger RNA of Eruca vesicaria subsp. sativa (arugula), 426 nucleotides long. The record is from the annotation of a GenBank genome assembly. NCBI's taxonomy places the organism in Eukaryota, Viridiplantae, Streptophyta, Magnoliopsida, Brassicales, Brassicaceae.
AUGAAUCUCCGCCUCUCAUGCUUUUUGAUUAUCAUUGCAUUGUGUGCUGAGUUGAGUAAUGGAGCAAUUUUUCAAAAAGACUCUGUACAUUUUAACAACUCUCUUCAACCAAACAACAUUCUCAAGGUCCAUUGUGUCACAAAAGAAGAUGAUCUAGGCGACCAUUUGUUGAGUCAUGGGCAAACCUAUGAGUUCAGUUUUUAUGAAAGUAUUUUCAAAACUGAAGUCAUUUGUGGCUUAUGGCAGGGACCUGGUUUCAAGCUCUAUGCAUUGUUGAAGGCAUAUGAAGGUGCUGGUUUCCAUUAUGGUAAGACAAACUAUUGGGAUGCAAGAGAAGAUGGCGUAUAUUUCACACAUGGUUCACUUUCUCCCAAGUUAGAGUACAAGUGGAAGUGGUUAGCUUUUGUCCUUGCACCAACUCCUUAG